GCAGCGGGCCACAAGCGCAACUUUAUCAUUACGCAGCAACAAGGAAGCGAGAGACGCACACGCACACACACAGAAGAAGAGCGAAGCGAAUAUAAGAAGGUUGUUUUUCUCUCCUGCGUCGACUUCAUCUACACCCUGUCACCCAAAGGCUUCCACAGAAUGAUGCUGCAGCACUCGGGUCCCUCGCUGGCUGACAUCAGCUGCUCGGCCAUGGUGCCCUGCCUGUCGCCGCCGGGCACGCUCACCCUGGACGACUUCACCAACUUCACCCCGCUGGUGAAAGAAGAGCUGCGGCUGGCCAUCCAGACCAAGCGUCAGUCCAACGGGCUCAGCGCAGACAUCAGCUCGGACGGCGCCAGCUCCAGCUCGGACCGAGCCUCGGAGCACCACGCCUGCGGAUCUGGAGUCAGGAGAGAGAUCACACCUCAGGAGCACGAGAGGAGGAAGAGACGGAGAGAGAGGAACAAGAUCGCUGCUGCCAAAUGCCGCAACAAGAAGAAGGAGAAGACUGAGACUCUGCAGCAGGAGUCUGAGAAACUAGAGACAGUCAACGCCGACCUGAAGGCUCAGAUCGAGGAGCUGAAGCAGCAGAAGCAGCAACUGGUCUACAUGCUCAACCUGCACCGGCCGACCUGCAUCGUCCGAGCCCAAAACGGCCAAACGCCUGAGGAUGAGAGGAACCUCUUCAUCCAACACAUCAAGGAGAGCACCUUACAACUGCACGACCUCACCACCUCCAUCACAUCCACCUCCUUGUCUCCAUCCGUCUCCACGUUAGCGCCUCUGGAUGGAGGGCGUCUGACCCUCGACCACAUUCACUGUCCCGGUCACCUAUGAGCCACCGGUUGUGUCUCUGCUACUUUUCAAAGACUUGAGAUGCCUCCAUCCUGCUUCCAUCGACUGUUUUCGAGAGGCUGGUUGGAGCCUCCGCAUAGACGAGCUAAGAAUGACAGAAUGACAUAUCGUAAACGCCAUUUGGAUAACUCCUCAGUCUCAUUCACUGUCCACAAAGCUGCUAGAGAGAGAGAGAGAGAGAGAAAGUGGCACAAAGUGACCUCAUCACCUCCCUCUCCCUGAAACCGUAGCUGCUGAUUGGACACGAAGUACACGACAGCACCUUGACAUGCAUUAUUUUUAUUUUGUAUUUUUUGAACAUUACAAACCGUCAAGGCCAAGGACAGAUGCCAAAGCACUAAAACACAAAACAGACCCUUUUUUUUAUUUACUGAUAUUUUUUGAAUAGAUGAAAGUCUGGUUUUUGUACCAAAGCAGAGCGUGAUUUCAAGGUGAUCAAGGCACAUAAUUUAAAAGUUCACCCUCAAAGAAAGUAGACGCAGAUUGACCGUGUGAGUGUGUACCGAGUGUGUACCGAGUGUGUAAAGUCACUGACUUUAAAAAGAAGACAUUGUUUGUGCUCAGUGUAUGAAAAAUAGCAUAUUUAUUAAAUAACUACUGUACGAUUUGUCA
Sander lucioperca (pikeperch) is the source of this 1467-nucleotide messenger RNA. RefSeq names its product activating transcription factor 3 (gene atf3). Bases 160 to 837 code for a protein of 225 amino acids. The record is from RefSeq and is a predicted model, not a curated record. NCBI's taxonomy places the organism in Eukaryota, Metazoa, Chordata, Actinopteri, Perciformes, Percidae. The transcript is spliced from 4 exons. Gene Ontology annotation, cellular component: nucleus. Gene Ontology annotation, biological process: regulation of transcription by RNA polymerase II. Gene Ontology annotation, molecular function: RNA polymerase II cis-regulatory region sequence-specific DNA binding; DNA-binding transcription factor activity, RNA polymerase II-specific.